This is a messenger RNA of Ictalurus punctatus (channel catfish), 3819 nucleotides long. RefSeq names its product periostin, osteoblast specific factor a (gene postna). The transcript is spliced from 24 exons. Gene Ontology annotation, molecular function: cell adhesion molecule binding. Gene Ontology annotation, cellular component: extracellular matrix. Gene Ontology annotation, biological process: cell adhesion; extracellular matrix organization. The record is from RefSeq and is a predicted model, not a curated record. NCBI's taxonomy places the organism in Eukaryota, Metazoa, Chordata, Actinopteri, Siluriformes, Ictaluridae. The coding region runs from base 21 to 2720 and encodes 899 amino acids.
CCAUUUCUCCUGGUUUGUCUAUGGCUUUGAUGUGUGGGGCAAAAGUCAGGAUGAAGUUUGUGUUUGUGACCACCUUUGUUCUGCUGGCACUUUUCUACCUGGACCAGGUAGACUCAUCUGCCUAUGACAAGAUUGUUUCACACAGCCGCAUCAGGGCCAAGAAUCAGGGGCCCAAUGUGUGUGCCCUUCAGCAGGUAAUCGGGACCAAGAAGAAGUAUUUCAGCACAUGCAGGAACUGGUACCAAAAAACCAUCUGUGGAAAGAAAGCGAUUGUUUUAUAUGAAUGCUGUCCUGGUUAUAUGAAGCUGGAGGGGAUGCGUGGCUGCCCUGCAGCUGUCCCUAUUGACAACAUCUAUAUCACAUUGGGUCUGCUGAAAUUGGAUAUCACACAGCAGUAUUCUGACCUGUCCAAGAUCAGAGAAGAGAUUGAUGGAGCUGGCUCCUAUACCAUGUUUGCUCCUAGCAAUGAUGCCUGGGAACAAUUAGAUGUUACUGCUAGAAAUGCCCUUGUGAACAAUGCAAAAACAGAAUUGUACAACACUUUGCGCUACCACAUAGUCAACAAACGCUUCCUUACCAAAGACCUGAAGAAUGACAUGACCCUGCAGUCAAUGUACAACAAACAGGGACUGCACAUAAACCACUAUUCUAAUGGAAUUGUAACAGUUAACUGUGCCAGGAUCAUUCAUGCCAACCAGGUGUCCACAAAUGGAGCAGUACACAUAAUUGACCGUGUCAUCAGUGCAGUAGGAAACAGCAUCAGGGAUGUCAUUCAAAGCAAUGAGGAACUUAGCUUAUUGCAUAAAACCGCUAAUGUGGAAUCGAGCUUAUUAGAAAGACUCGGCAAACCAGGACACUAUACUCUCUUUGCUCCAACCAACAAGGCCUUGGAGCAGUUGGACAAUGCCGUCCUUGAAAGGAUCUUAAAAGACAAGACUUUGCUUCAAGCUUUUCUAAAGUAUCACCUUCUGAGCUCAGUCCAGUGCUCAGAAACCAUUAUGGCUGGAACUGCAUAUGAGACCCUGGAGGGCAGUGUUAUUGAGAUUGGCUGCAAUGGAGACAGCCUCACCAUCAAUGGUAUGAAAAUGGUACUGAAGAAGGACAUCAUCACCAGCAAUGGAGUUAUUCACCUCAUUGACCAAGUGCUCAUGCCUGACUCAGCUAAGCAGGUGAUUGAACUGGUAGGUGAUUCUCAGAGAAUGUUUGGUGACAUGGUGUCAGAGAUGGGCCUGUCUGCAGCCAUGACGCCUGAGACUGAGUACACACUCCUCGCCCCUCUCAAUGGAGUCUUCACCAAUGAAAUAAUGGCUUUGGACCAGCAUCUGCUGAAGAUCAUUCUUGAAAACCACAUUCUGAAGCUCAAGGUCACCCUGAACGACUUUUAUAAUGGUCAACUACUGGAGACCCUGGGAGGGAAGCUGGUUAGAGUCUUUGUUUAUCGCACGGCUGUCUGUAUUGAGAAUGCCUGCAUGAUCCGAGGCAGUAAAGAAGGAAGCAACGGUGCUCUUCAUUUAAUGCGGUCAUUAAUCCGAUUGCCAGAAAAGACCAUGUUUGAGUUGCUGAAGGCCGAUGGCCGCUUCACAAUAUUACUGAAGUUGAUGGAGGAAGCAGAACUGACUGAGAUGCUAAAGCAAGAGGGAUCAUACACAAUUUUUGCUCCAACUGAUGAAGCUUUCAAGGAGAUGUCAGAGGAUGACAUGAAACUUCUCACCAGUGACUUGAACAUUUUGAGGACAAUCCUGCUCUACCAUUUCAGCAGUGGCAUCGUCAUUAAUGGAGGACUAGAAGGUGGAGUGACCAAUCUGCUCAAGACCAUCCAGGGCAACAACCUGCAAGUGCAUUCUGUUAAUAACUCCAUUAAUGUGAACUCAGUGAAUGUGAAAGAUAAUGACCUCAUGGCCUCCAAUGGAGUAGUUCACGUAGUGAAGAGCUUGCUCUAUCCUGCGGAUCUACCAGUAGGCCAUGAGGAUCUGCUUUAUCUGCUGAGGAAGCUCAUUAAGUACACACAGAUAAAGUUUGUUAAUGGAUACACCUACAGGGAGAUUCCACUCACCUUCAUUAAGAGGUUUAUCACCACUCACGUUAUUGAAACAGGUCCUGAAAUCAAGGUUAUCGAAACUAAGCCCAUUAUUAAGAAAGUUACCCAAGUAACUGAAACUGGCCCAAAAGUGGACAAAGUGGUUGUGGGGGGAGAUCAUGUGAUCACUGAGUUCAAGCUCACCAAACUGAUUGAGACCAAGCCUGUGGUGAAGGAAGUGGUAAUUGAGGGAGAACCAAAAUUCACCACAGUUAGGAGAGUCAUUGAAGGGGAUCCAUCAGUUACAACGGUUACAAGGCUCAUUGGAACUGGUGGGGAACUUGAUGCUGAAGUUGAGAUUAAGAAGAUUCUUAGUGAAGACCUGUCCAAGGUAAAGAAAGUUUUGGAAAGUGAGCUACAUAAUCAGGAGGAGAAGAUCACUAAACUGAUUGAGGGAGGUGGUGGAGAAAUCACCACUGUUACCAAAGUGAUUAGGCCAGAUCCUCAUAUUAUUGAAGGACCGGACUUCUCAAGGAUCACAUCUUUCAAGCACAGCCCAGAACUCAUUGAGGAGGAAUCAGAAAGAAUCACCAAAAUUAUCAAACAUGGCGGCUCUCAGAAAAGAGCGGCUGUCCAAAGACCACCAGCAGGAAUGAAGAGACGAGUAAGACCUGCAAGACAUCCCUUCAAGCCUAGACAGUGAGCUCAAAAAGACACCAGGCAAUCUACUUAUUCCAACCUCUUGGAUUAAGGCCACAGAUUUGGUAUCUGAGUUUGAGUUUUAGGCUGAUACAUUUAUUUUUCAUUCAUUUAGUAAAAGUGACUUACAAGUGAGGCAAGAAUAAAAGGCAAGCAUAGAGCUAUGCAGUUGAGUCUCAGCUCAAGUGUUGGCUGAAAUGAACUGGCUGGAAAGCACAUGCACACAUGCACACACACACACACACACACACACACACACAGAGAGAGUCUGUGUGUGACACAGACUCAGACAGAACUUUAACCCUUUCAUGCAUGAAUUCUGAAAUCCAGAUCAAGGAUUUUUUUUUUCUCUUCUUUAGGCAUAAAAAUUAUUAUUUUACCUUCAUUUUACUUUUACAUUCAUUUUUCAAAAAGUUAUUGAAGUGUCAACUCCAGUGGACUGCAUGCAUUCAAACAAAAAAUUUGUGGCUGUUAUGCAGUUAUUCUAUUGAAAUCCUUGCAGUAGCCAGAAAAUGGCUUUUGAAUAGCUGUUCACUGUAGUAGCGACUAUGCAGGAAAGGGUUAACAUUAAGAUGCUAUAGGACAUUAUAAUACUGAUGGACUCUCUAAUGGACUAAUCUGAGCUCUCUAAUAUUUAGCAAAAUUGUUUCUUUAGGCUGAUCCUUGAUCAGUUCUCUUAUACUGAGUGGUCUCAUUAAACAUAAAACAGCCAUAAACUUGUAUCAGGGUAACUGAUUAAAAUUAUAUUUUUAUAUAUUCGUCAGUCUGCAGGGAGUGGUCAUGUAAGACAUGAGGUCUCACUUGUGCAUUUUUGCCACUUUAUGGUGCAGGUUUUACAUUUAAGCUAAGUGCUGCCUGUUUUCAUAUGUCAUACAUUGUAUUCAGGUGUAUGCUGUCACACUCAUUGUUCUUUUAAGUGACGUUUGACUCAUUUCAGUCUUGUUUUCUUUUUUAUAUGUUGCCUAACCUAAAUAGUGUGUCAUUUGUUUUCACUGUUCAUUCUCAGUAGCAUCCUUCUCUUCCUACCUCCCAUCCCCCCAAUUCAAGAUACCUAUUACCCCUGUAUGAUAAAUUGCUCAAUAAAAUUGAAUAUAAAAUUGAAA